UCUUCUCAAACCCAGCUCCCUAUCGUUUCGCCCACCCCAUUUGGCCGGUCAGGUCAUUAUCUAUUACAGCUGCUUUCCUGUAAACUCGGACUAGGUGAUAUACGAUAUAUUGAAAGCUACCGCUUCGAGAUACGAAGUUGGCAGCUUGAAGCGCUGCUUGAACGCCAACAUGGACUAUGAAAUGGACAUCGAGCCUACAGGGCCCCAGGUCACAGUACGAGAGGCUGAACCCUACCGAGUCGAUUUCAAACUCAGCUCCGUCGACCUUGCCUUUGCCAACUCUCUUCGCCGCACCAUGCUUGCAGAAGUUCCUACCAUUGCAAUUGAUCUGGUUGAAGUCGAAAAGAACACGUCUGUUCUUCCGGACGAGUUUCUCGCCCACCGAUUAGGUCUCAUCCCUCUUAAUUCCAAAAACUGCGACCAGGACGUUGAGUAUACCCGCGACUGCGACUGUGAGGACCACUGCGCGCGGUGCAGCGUCACACUAACUCUGCAUGCGCGCUGUACAGGCGACGACAUCAUGCGCGUGUAUGCGCGGGAUUUGGUGGUUAGUGGCGAACGGGCGAAUGAAUGGGUCGGGAACCCAGUUAUCACUGAUCCAGAGGGCAACGGGCCGUUGAUCUGUAAACUACGACGUGGACAGGAGCUAAAAAUGACUUGUAUUGCCAAGAAGGGCAUUGCUAAAGAGCAUGCCAAGUGGAUGCCUACUGCAGCGGUUGGUUUCGAGUAUGACCCGCACAAUAACCUACGACAUGUGGAUUAUUGGUACGAAGAAGACCCUAUUAAGGAAUGGCCUGUCUCCCAUAAUGCUGCAUGGGAACAUGCUGCACCCCCGGACCAACCUUUCGAUUACGACGCGCAGCCCAACAACUUCUAUAUUGACGUCGAGAGCAUCGGUGUUCUUGAGCCGGAUAUGAUCAUCCAGCAAGGAAUUACUGUCCUACAGCGUAAACUCGCUUCUGUCAUUUCUGCACUGUCCGGUGCUGGCGAUGGCGACCGCAAUGGCGUCAUGGGUGGUGAGGAUGAAGAUAUGAUGGGCGUACGCAGUCCAGAUGCAUAUGAACCACCAGAGGGUAUUGAUGGAGGCUUCACUGCUUAUGCUAAUGGCGGUGCGAGUGCUUGGGGAGCAAGCGCAGCGACCCCUUACGGGGCGACACCAUAUGGAGGUGGUGGAUACGGCUUCUAAAUAAUAUAUCUUUUCAUUGGGUUCUCUCACUGCCAAUCUUGGAAUAGCAAAGACACCGAUGUGAAAACCGGGCGGAAAGGGAAACAUGAAUGGGUAGGGAAAAAGAGAAAAAGAAAGAAUCACGCUUUCAUAUUGAAUAAUUGCCAUCAACAAGCAUCUGGAGGGAGUUUUAGGUUACGGUACACCGGCGCGAAUGGGAUUUCACCUUUACUCGUACAAGUCGAUAGCUCUUUCUCGUUGAGUUGGUCGAUGUUAUAUUGGCUUUGUAUUUUAAGGACUUAUAUGAACAUGACAUACUAAAUUACAAUAUAAAAAGUCAAAUGAACAGAAUGGUUUAAAGUGCGUCUUCUGAUACCUACGUUAGACUAAUUUACAAUACCUCUUUUCAUGUCUGUCUAUUUGGGCCUUGUU
Messenger RNA from Aspergillus alliaceus, 1597 nucleotides. RefSeq names its product DNA-directed RNA polymerase II core subunit RPB3. Bases 170 to 1186 code for a protein of 338 amino acids. The record is from RefSeq and is a predicted model, not a curated record. NCBI's taxonomy places the organism in Eukaryota, Fungi, Ascomycota, Eurotiomycetes, Eurotiales, Aspergillaceae. Gene Ontology annotation, cellular component: RNA polymerase II, core complex. Gene Ontology annotation, biological process: DNA-templated transcription. The transcript is spliced from 3 exons. Gene Ontology annotation, molecular function: DNA-directed RNA polymerase activity; DNA binding; protein dimerization activity.